GGACACUCCUGUCUUAGGGGCAGUUCCUUAGGUGCCCCAGCAAAGACGUUUCACUUGAUGGCAGACAUGUUUUUUAAGCAAUGCUCAAAUCUUGCACAUAUUUGCUUGUCAAAGGCGUGUACCAAAUUUCCUUGUGAUUCCGCAAAACCCCAUAAACUUAUUAGCGCACACUGAAGUUGUGGGUGAAAUGUCAAGUGACUUUUGGGGGUCAAACCUUUGGCUCCACCAUGUGGUAUAUUUGUCCAAAAAAUAAGAGCACAGACUAUAUAGCAGCACAUGUUUUCACCGUUUUCAUCCAGGAUUAGAAGAGCUCCACCAUCGGGUGUCCUAAUUUUUUCAUGCGACUAAAUGGCAAGUCUCUAAAGUUGUGCCGUAUUUGUCUAAGUGACAUUGAGGACCAGACGUAUUCGCCGUUUUUUGGUCAACAAACCACGCCUAGACUGUGCUGGCUAACGGAAAGUCUUGUUUCUUGUGUCAUUUCCGAGAUAAGCUCUUCCGAUUGCUCAUGAAACUGUUUUGUCAAAGAGGACUAUUAUCUAAAGAUAGCCUGAAGGUUUGGAGUGCUGAUUGUGACUGCACAGUGGAAAUGAGGCCACAUCCAAAUCAAACCAAUGUUAAGAUAUUAUGAAAGUAGUAGGAAAGAGUUGCGGGAGGAUAGAAUGAAUGAUGGCUAACCCAAAGAAGUCUUGUUUAAAGUGUUUAAAGUGGAACCUGAGUCGACCAUGUGUGGUCUUUAAAGUAUGUUGCCUCUAAAUCAAGUUAUCACUCAUCCUGUCUUCACCUCCACGAGACUUAGCGCUCAACAAGAAAACAGCACCACCAAGUAUCGUACUUCUUGUUGGACAUUUCUGACCCCAGGAUCUUUGUACAUGAGCGAAAGAGGAAGUCAGCAGCGACACACAAGGUUUAUUAAAAUGUAUGAGCAUCUUAAACCCCCGCCUCAGGGUAACUUCUCACUGCUAAUUGGUUGUAGCACUUGUUCUCACAGAGCGUUUCACUGAUGAAGCCGCAAUCGCAACCAUCUGGGUGUCGUAGAGCCUCAAAGGAGGAAUGUAAACAAUCCUAGACAACUACUAGUUAAUGGCAUGCGGUAGUUGUGCAUUGAAGUGAAUUUUCAGCCAUCUUCUUCGCAUAGGAAGUGAUGUGGUUGUACUUGAUAGAAGUGCUCUGCAGCAGUGGGGGCUGCGGCACCCCUCCUCCAGACAGUCAGGGACACUUCCGUCCAACCUUCCUCGACUGGAGAAGUGAGAUAGUUCCAUCCCAGGUUGAGUCCUGCAUUGCGUCCAUGCUCAUUUAGCUGCAGAGGCGAGCGCAGGGAUGUACAGCCUUUGCACCGCCAUGGAUGAAGAGAUUCUCAGUGCACCGUCAUGUCGCAGUGAGCUCUGUAACCAUGGCGAUGCGAGGUGCACUUUCUAGCGGCGGACAUUUUCUGUCCUGGGAAGUUGUUUUCUUGAUAUUUCCUUGAUGAUCCCCCACUUGAAUCAUUAACAUACGGUAAUUGAGGCAGACGAAGCGAGGAGGAUACCCGCUGGUCUCACAGAUGGGUAUGGAGAUGCACCCGGUGCCUUCUGUUGACGGUCCCCCCUCGUCCCCUGGCACCCUCCUGUCUGCUGGCGUGGCCUCGUGGAGCGCUGCCACAGUGGGUUCUGCAGCUGAAGGCAUCAGGCUUCUUCAAGAUGUCUCAUCUUAAAGUUCUCGACUGUAUGAUUAACAACAACUGGAGCCUGGUCUGUGAUCUCUACUGUGCCUGGAACAAUCAGGCCAAGCAGAAGGAUGGUCCCGACCAGAGCGACACGUCGGCCAUCGCUUCUCCCGUGGCUGAGGAGGAGCCUUUCUCCUGGCCUGGGCCCAAGACGCUGUGCCUGCAUCGGACUACUCAAGGCUUUGGCUUUACGUUACGCCACUUCAUCGUCUACCCACCCGAGUCUGCAGUGCACAACUCUCUCAAGGAUGAAGAGAAUGGCAGCCGAGGGAGACAACGAAGCCGCCUGGAGCCAAUGGACACCAUUUUUGUCAAGCAAGUGAAGGAGGGAGGCCCCGCCCACGGAGCUGGACUCUGUACAGGGGAUCGCAUCGUGAAGGUGAAUGGAGAGAGCAUCAUCGGGAAGACCUACUCGCAGGUCAUCGCCUUGAUCCAGAACAGUGAUACCUCGCUGGAACUUUGUGUGAUGCCAAAGGAUGAGGACAUUUUGCAGCUGUUUUCCAGGGAUAUCACUGCUCUGGCAUAUUCUCAGGAUGCAUAUCUCAAAGGAAAUGUGGCAUACAGCGGAAAUGCCCAGAACAUCCCUGAGCCGCCACCCAUAUGCUACCCUCGCAUAGAAAUUAAGGCUGCGAGCAAGGCUGAGGCACCACAGCCCUCCGCUGUCAACAACACCCCCAGAGAGUCAACAGAGAAGGGCUACCGAGUGGAGAUCCCUGUUCCCCCAUCACCUCCAGCACUGCAGACCUCCAAGACAGCGCUCUGUGUCAGUAAUGACAACUUGAGGACAGCGACCAUUCAAUCUGAACAAGUUGAUGGGGGUGUCCACUUGGUUCGGGCAGGCCCCAGCCACAGGACUGAGGAGAACCAAUACUGUCCUUCAACAGAAACAGGUUCUCCUAUACCCAGACCCCUUAUCUCUUCACUUCCAGGAGGUGCACAGUUGCAGUGUCCUUCUCCUCGUCUCUCAGAGCCCUCAACAUACUGCCCUUCCCUGAGACCUAGCCCGGUCUAUUCCGACAAUGUACCUUCCCCAGUACGGGCUUCUCUUACUGCUGCCUCACCGGACACAUUCUCCACUGCCGUGUCACCCAAAGUCAACCAUCAUUCACCCUCUCCAACCCCCCCUUCCUCCUCUCCUCAUCAGAACAUUGACUGGAGAAACUACACCACCUACAAGGACUACAUUGACGCCAAGAGGCUGCACAGCUAUGGCUGCCGUACCAUCCAGGAGCGCUUGGACAGUUUGCGUGCUGCUGCCAAUUCCAGCUCUGCUUACACCCAACAGCGCACACCCCCUCAAUGUGCCAGUCAGAGAGGGUUGAUGGCCUCUCAAGUCAGACGGAGGAGCACAUCGACUGAUCGUGGAGUAAAUGGAGGCAAUCACAGCACUCCAUUACGAAGUGCCUCCCAGGACAGGCUUGGAGCAGGCUCAGAGCAGACCAGAAACUGGCCUCGGAGUGCUUCCCAAGAUGCUCUACCUUUUUCCGGCCCUGUAGGGGUUACCAAACCUCGAGCAAGGUCUUAUGACCAUCUGGGCCAGCAGCCUACAGAACAUGGGCUCAGCUCUGGAGAGAGGAGUGUUUUAGAGGACAGACUUCUGCUUUGCCAAGGAGAGGAAGCGAGAGCCAGCAGGCAGGGAGCAGGCCAAAGAGCUUUACCUCAUCUCAAUCGGAGUCUCACUGGCCAGGAUUCAGAUGGACAAGGAAGUGGAUUAUCUAAUACCCCUUUAGCUGAUCGACCAUGUAGCAAAGGUAUGACAGAUUCUCUACAACCAUUAAGGACUGAUGGCAACAUUACAAGGCCCUCACGUCUACCUGUUAAAAAUUCCAUCACAGAACCCUCAACUGCCUCCAUGAAAACCACAGACUUGCUCAAAGACCAAAGAUUCACUGGAAACCAUGUGGGCUACACAUCUCCUCUGCACUUGGAGCUCAGGGGUCGGGCUGACAGUCUAAAACUGGAGAACAGGUCAGAGGCCAGUUUCGUGGCCAGGUCCUCCUCUUGUUCAGGUCCCUCAUGUAAAAUGCCCAUGCAGAGACAAACCCAGAGUGGAAGUGUCGCCUCUUCUUUUUCCACCACCACAAAUGGAGUCGUGACCCAAAAGCCAAAGGCUAGAGAAGUUUCCACCAACACCCCUGUACGAACCAAUGGCGGUCUUACAGAGGGUGUCGAAGGACGUGAUGCAACAGUGGUAGUCCUAAGAAAGGACAAAAACUCAGGAUCUGCUCACGCUCGCCCUCCGUCCUAUGUCUUUGCCGUUAGUGAUAACCAAGGGAGCCAUAAGUCACCACCAUUGUUGAAGGCUGGUUCUGUUGACGCAGUGACGUGUUGGUCUGACAGCUGCAGAGAAAUGCAUCUAAAGAGGCUGGGAGGCAUACAGCAGAAGUAUGGCUCAAACAACUUGGACGACUCCUUGGAUUCUAUCCCCUUCAUAGAUGAACCCUCGAGUCCCAGCAUGGACCUGGACACGGUCAACAUCCCCGCCUCCGCUGUGAUCUCCACAACACCAAUCAUCACCACCAUACCCCCAAGCCCCACAGCUACGUCCCCCCUUAUGCGCCGCCAGAUGUCACAUGAUCAUGAUUCUCUCCGUCUCACAAUUAUUGAGUCAGAUUCUGGUGGUAAAACGGAGCGGUCCUUGUCAUAUGAUGAAGGCUUGGAUAACUACCGGGAAGAGGGUGGCGGAAGGUCCUUGAUAGCUGGGCUGAAAGGACUCAGGAAGACAAUGGACAGGUCUUCAGAAGAUUCCGGGUCCAGGAGAGAUUCAUCAUCUGACGUCUUUUGCGAUGCCACUAGGGAGGGUCUUCUGCAUUUCAAGCAGCUAAACACAGACAAAGGAAAGCGCGUUGGAGGCGGCAUGCGCCCAUGGAAGCAGAUGUACGCCGUGCUGAGAGGCCACUACCUCUGUCUGUACAAGGACAAAAAAGAUGGGCAGGCGCACGCCAACUGUCAAACCACGGACGAGCCUCUACCCAUCAGCAUCAAGGCCUGUUUGAUCGACAUCUCCUACAGUGACACCAAACGGAAAAAUGUGCUGCGGCUCACCACGUCAGACUGCGAGUACCUGUUCCAGGCCGAGGACCGGGAGGACAUGCUGGCCUGGAUACGAGUCAUCCAGGAAAGCAGCAACUUGGACGAGGAGAAUGCGGCCUUCACCAGCCAUGACCUCAUCAGCCGGAAGAUCAGGGAGUACAACACCUUAAUGAGCCCGACAGGCAGCAAGACGGAACCGUCACCCAGAUCGUCUCGCCAGUCUCUGAGCAUUAGGCAGACCCUGCUUGGGGGAAAAGGAGAUUCCAAAGCCCUGAGUCCAAACUCCCCCAAGCCUGAGCAGGAAAAGAAGACCAUGCAUAAAGAUGACACCAGCCCCCCUAAGGACAAAGGGACGUGGAGAAAGGGUAUCCCGGGACUAAUGAGGAAACCUUUUGAGAGGAAACCCUCUCCUGGGGUCACAUUUGGAGUGAGACUGGACGACUGUCCUCCUGCACAGAACAACAAGUUUGUGCCGCUGAUUGUGGAGGUUUGCUGCAAGUUGGUGGAGGAGCGAGGGCUGGAAUACACGGGAAUCUACAGGGUGCCGGGAAACAACGCUGCAAUCUCCAACAUGCAGGAGGAGCUCAAUAACAAGGGCAUGAACGACAUAGAUAUCCAGGAUGAUAAAUGGCGGGACCUCAAUGUGAUCAGCAGUUUGCUGAAGUCCUUCUUCCGAAAGCUCCCUGAGCCACUCUUCACCAAUGAUAAGUAUGCAGACUUCAUCGAGGCCAACAGGAUUGAGGACCCAGUGGAGAGGCUCAAAGUGCUCAAGAGGCUGCUUCAUGAGCUGCCAGAUCAUCACUACGAAACGCUCAAGUUCCUCUCUGCUCAUUUAAAAACUGUAGCAGACAACUCUGAGAAGAACAAGAUGGAACCGAGGAAUCUGGCCAUCGUAUUUGGUCCCACACUGGUGCGCACCACCGAGGACAACAUGACCCACAUGGUGACACAUAUGCCGGACCAGUACAAGAUAGUUGAGACCCUCAUUCAGAAUUACGACUGGUUUUUCACUGAAGAGGGCAAUGGAGAUCCAGUGACAGUGUCGCACGAAGAGAGCGCUGUGGAGUCGCAGCCGAUACCAAACAUCGACCACCUGCUCACCAACAUCGGGCGCACAGGCACGCCGCAGGGCGAAGUAUCAGAUUCUCCCACCAGCGACUCAGCUAGGUCAAAGGGUUCCUGGGGCUCAGGGAAGGACCAGUCCAGCCGAGAUCUCCUGGUCUCCUCCAUUUUUGCUGCAGCCAGCCGCAAGAGAAAGAAGUCCAAGGAGAAAGCGCAGCCAAGCAGCUCUGAUGAUGACCUGGAUGCAGUUUUCCUCAGGAAAGAAAUCCCCGUACAGAAGGUGGACCCUCAUGGGGAGACUUGGACUGACAUCAACCUGAAGCAACAGGAGAAUGACAGAAGGGCCGAGAUGACACCCAAAGCCAAGAGGGACCACAAGCACCCCUCCCCAAAUAUGUCACCCAACAUCAGCUACCAAGGUGCUCCUCAGGGAAAAGCUUCCUUAUCCGAUCCUCCAUCCGAUUUAGGCACCAUGAGCUCUGGAGCGUCAGUGCCACGCUCACAGCCUAAAAGGUCGAUAAUGGGAGCAUCUGCAGACCAUCAAGCGGGAGUAUGCAUCGGAUCUGCAGCAGGCGUCGAGGCAGAGGUAGGCUCCAUCACCUCAGACUACUCAACCACCUCAUCCAUCACCUUCCUGACCGGAGCGGAUUCCAUGGCGCUAAGUCCAGAGCUGCAGGGCGGUGAAGAGGCAGACGAUGAACGCAGCGAGUUGGUCAGCGAGGGUCGACCCAUGGAGACAGACAGCGAGAGCGAUUUCCCGGUGUUUGCUCCAGGGGGUGGCAGCAGCCAGUCCACACCUUGUCCGGUGCAGGAAAAGCUAGAGGGGGAAGGGGGAGCUGCCCAGAGGAACACGGCAACAAAAAUGGAAGCAAGGCGUCUUUUCCCGACACACAAGAUGAUCGAAUGCGACACACUCUCUCGCAGGUGGUCGCUCAGACAGAAGACGGACAGCGAGUCGUCGGUGGAGGCGGGCAGCGGGGAGCGUGGCGAGGGCAGGGCGGAGUCUUCCACGCGGCUUUCGCGGGUGUUGGAGGUGAUGAAGAAGGGGCGGUCCACCAGCAGCCUCAGCUCGUCGUCGCGCAGCGAGUCGGAGCGCUCUGAACCAGCCUGGCACCUCAAGAUCACAGAGCGCAUUAAAUUCCGCUUACGCACAUCUGCCGACGACAUGUUCACGCAGAAGAGCCGUGCCCCCGAUGGACGCAGGAGAAACAACAUCCGACGGAGGCAUACCAUGGGCGGCCAAAGAGACUUCGCCGAAUUGGCCGCCAUCAACGACUGGCAGGAGCAGGGCGGGGUGGACCAGACGGCAGAGCUGUUGUCUGCGGACCCCCACCAGCCCAGACGCACCUCUCAUGACUUCAACAUCCGGGACUGGAUCACCAGGGAUCGGUGCCGGGGAGGGAGCGAAGACGAGGGGGAAGCCUUGCCAAACAGCACAGAGGUACCACCCAAAGCAGUCCCUGAAGAAACAGACGCCCAGGAGGCGGCACCUGAGCGGCCGCCCAUUAACGGCAAAAGCAAAGCUUCACUCGGGGAUGACGCGCACCCUCACAAACUGUCGGGAACGCACGUGGUCCGCUCACGGUUCUAUCAGUACCUCUGACCCGGGGAAGCAACAUGAGGAUGAAUGUGUUCCUUGUACGAAUGUGGCAACUGCACAAUAUUUUUUCUACAAAGUUCAUGUAUGUACUGUAAAUAACAUGUAUAGCUCCCAUGAUUGUUACUGGCAGAGUUGAUUAAUUAUGAGCAUCGCUGGCCAGACUGGACGAAGAACUUUCUCCUGCACAUGUGACCUUCAUUAAAGCAGGAGGCUCCGCCCUUUUUUAAAUGAAGAAUGUACGACUUUCCUACUUGGACUAACACGCGUUGCAUGUACUUGAAGAUACACAACAUGUGCAUAAGUACUGGGACACGGCUGUUAAACAAUGAAUCCAUCAGAGCAAAACAUUGGUAUGCUUCCAACUAAGUGGAAACGGUUUGGGGAAAGCCUUAUUCUAUCCCUAGUGCAUAAGCAAUGUCCAUGAAGGCAUGCUUGGAUGUGUUUGGUGUGGAAUAACAAGCCUCGGUCCAACCUCAGUGACUGCAAACAUGUCGAAAGUCUUCCCAGAAGAGUAGAAGGUGUUAAACCUCUACAUUUGCCUCAUGUUUCUCUUCUUUUAGGUGUCCCAGUACUUUUGUCCAUGUGGUGUUUCGUGGGAGGAAGCGAGGGCUGCGUUCUGAGCUGCGUGCUGUGGGAAUGUCUUUUUCGCAGCAUGGUCACAACAGCCAGAGAUUAGCUUGACCAUUAUUCCAAACAUUUUAUCAAAUAAAAUGAAAUGUAAUGAAAUGCUGAUACUCGAGUAUGUAAUACUCGGUACAGUCCUUUUCUAUUCCCAAAUUUUUAUUGUCCAACAAGGACAUUUUAUGUAAAUGCUUUGUCGUUGUGGGUUUUUUUCCUCCAAAAUGAAAAAAGUGCCUCCCCUCCCUCUGUAACCGUUUUUAUGAGCAGUCAAAAGAGCCUCAAAACUCAUUCCACCACAUUUCUGUUACAGCCGUUUUGUCUCUCCUUGAUGUCAUUUCAAUUAAAACGUAGGUUUAUCCUCAUCAAACAUGAAGCAUCUUGUGUAGUUGCAUGUGUUUGCGACAGUGAGCAUCUUGCCAGCACAAACAUGAGUGCAAUGUCCUUCCUCGAAGAACACUGGAAAUAAAUAAUCUUUAUUAUUAUUA
Dunckerocampus dactyliophorus (ringed pipefish) is the source of this 8503-nucleotide messenger RNA. RefSeq names its product rho GTPase-activating protein 21. The transcript is spliced from 25 exons. The record is from RefSeq and is a predicted model, not a curated record. Bases 1677 to 7400 code for a protein of 1907 amino acids. Gene Ontology annotation, molecular function: protein binding; phospholipid binding. Gene Ontology annotation, biological process: signal transduction. Lineage: Eukaryota; Metazoa; Chordata; Actinopteri; Syngnathiformes; Syngnathidae.